This is a messenger RNA of Punctularia strigosozonata HHB-11173 SS5, 342 nucleotides long. RefSeq lists its product as uncharacterized. Bases 1 to 342 code for a protein of 113 amino acids. NCBI's taxonomy places the organism in Eukaryota, Fungi, Basidiomycota, Agaricomycetes, Corticiales, Punctulariaceae. The record is from RefSeq and is a predicted model, not a curated record. The transcript has a single exon.
AUGUCUCUCUCGUUUCCCCCUGACAGUCCUUCCGCAUCUGGUAUCGCUGCGACGUCUUCCGCUCCGUUAUCGUCCUACGGUCUUUCGGAGGAGCAAACCCGCCUGUUGGAGGCUGCGAUUGCGCAAGCUGCGAGUGCGGCGCAGGCCCAAGCUGAGGCGGAAGCGCUGGAAGAGGAGGAGGAUGAAGAAAAUGGUGAUGGUGAGGAGAACGUCGAGACGGGAGCUGAGAGCGGUGGAGCUUUGACGGCAGACGUUGAAGCGACGGUGGAGGAAGAGGAGGUAGACGAUGAUGAUGACAUGGUUGAGGAGGAUAUACCUGCUAUGUCCGGUGCGGCUACGUGA